Molecule: messenger RNA, 2592 nt
Organism: Perca flavescens (yellow perch)
Lineage: Eukaryota; Metazoa; Chordata; Actinopteri; Perciformes; Percidae
Gene: zc3h12aa
Product: zinc finger CCCH-type containing 12Aa
Exons: 6
Coding region: 288-2162 (624 amino acids)
Biological process (GO): 3'-UTR-mediated mRNA destabilization
Cellular component (GO): cytoplasmic ribonucleoprotein granule; nucleus
Molecular function (GO): mRNA binding; metal ion binding; RNA endonuclease activity
Source: RefSeq, a predicted model, not a curated record
GAAACGAAAACCUUAUCGUAUCUCUGAUUUAUGCAAAUCUUUCAAGGCUCAGCAUGCCUCCGUGAGUAGGAGGAAAAGGGAAGAAAUCAUUUUCCAAGAGGGAGGUGCUAGGAAGUCAGUACCGUGUCAAAGUUACUGUACAACAUUAACGGGAGUUUUAAGGGACUCCUGCUAACAAACGGGACGCGAGCAGAAAGAGACGACCAGUGGAGUCAGUGUAUGAUUAUCACCCUAAGGCUGUGUAACACGUCUUCUAUGCUGCUGAAAAGAGGCCCAGAUGCUCCAGGAUGGAUCAGGCACUUCCCAGCCAGAGUUCAGCGUCGGACCUGCUCGAACCAGACAGCGAGGAGCUCCAGCUCAGAGUGGACUCCUUCAGGAAACUGGGUUACUCCUCAGCAGAAGUGAAGGCUGCUCUGAGGAAGCUGGGCCUAAACACAGACACCAACUCGGUGCUGGGAGAGCUGGUUCGCAGCAGGACCAUCGCUGCACCCUACGUGUCCAGUUCUGACAGCGAUGAGAGGAGCACAGGCCAAAAGGACCCGCUGCUGCCUCCCAGUUGGACUCUUAGACCCUGCAGAAUCAUACCACAACUCGGGGAUCAGAAGAAUACAAACACAGAAUUGAGGCCUAUUGUUAUUGACGGCAGCAAUGUUUCCAUGAGUCAUGGCAACAAGGAAGUGUUCUCAUGUCAAGGCAUCCAGCUUGCAGUGAAUUUCUUCUUGGACAGAGGUCAUAAUACCAUUACUGUGUUUGUACCCACUUGGCGCAAAGAGCAGCCCAGACCUGAUGCCCCAAUAACAGAUCAACACAUCUUGCUAGAGCUUGAAAAACGGAAAAUAGUGGUCUUCACUCCAUCGCGCCGUGUUGGUGGUAAGCGAGUGGUUUGCUAUGAUGACCGCUUUAUCGUUAAGUUGGCGUAUGAGUCGGAUGGAGUGAUUGUAUCCAAUGACACCUACCGUGACCUCCAAGGAGAAAGACCUGAGUGGAAGAAAUGCAUCGAAGAGAGGCUCCUCAUGUUCUCCUUUGUGAAUGACAAGUUCAUGCCCCCAGAUGACCCUCUGGGUCGCCAUGGCCCCAGUCUUGACAACUUCCUUCGGAAAAAACCUCUGCCUACGGAGCAAAAGAGACAGCUCUGUCCAUAUGACAGAAAGUGCACUUACGGCCUCAAAUGUAAGUUCUACCAUCCUGAGCGGUCAAACCAGUCCUACCUGUCCUUGGCUGAUGAAUUGAGAGAGAAAGCCCAGAUUUCUACUGUAAAAGAAGAGAGAAAUGCCAGAUUAUCACCCAGACAGUUUCAGUCUGAUCCUGGGCCUGCUCAUAAUGCCUUUUCCUAUCCUCAAGACUCUAACACAGAGCACAUUAGAGACCAGCAAAGUUCUUCAUAUCCCAGUCAGGUUUGUGAAAAUACACUGCUGUACUGGGAGGAUCCUCGAAAAAGUCCAAAUCAAAUGCCCUGUCCUAUAACAGGGGGCCAGUGUCAGAAAGAGCACUCCAUGCCCAAUCAUUACUAUGCCAACAUCUCUCACGAGUACCUGGAUUCUGGCCUUGGCUCUUAUGAGAGUCAGUUCUCUGACUUUUCACAUUACUCCCACAGGCUCAGGCCCCAGCAGCAAGGUGCCCUCCCUGGACACAGACUUGCCCCAGUGCAUUCAGAGAAAAAAAACACCAGCCAGUCCUGCAGGUGCUGUUCCCAUGUAGUGCCCUCAACAGCUCACCUGCAGCAUAAUGGAAACCCGGACAUCAAGGGUCAACCUAAAUAUGACACCUACCCUCCUCACAUGUUUCCAACUGGUGUGCCACACCAAAACAGCCUCCCCAGCCAUCUCCAUUACAGUGGAGCGCCACAUCAUCAGCAAAAAUACUGGUCAGAUCCCUUUCAGGGGCUGCUCCAACCCAGGACAUCAUGUAGUAUCCCCUCUUCGGUCCAUUCCUCACACUCCCACAACUGCUCUUACAAAGGCCAUCAGUACCACUCCUGGGGCCAACAACAGUCAUCCUCUGCUGCGUUUGACCCACAAAGGUUGGAACUCCGCAAGAAGCUGCAAGCCAUCUUUAACCCUCUUCAGGUGGACACAGUCAUGGAAAUGUUUCCACAUGUGAUGAAUGCGGAGAAACUGGCUGCAGAGAUCCUCAACCUAAAGGCUCAGAGAGGGAUAUUCUGAUAGUUCCUCUGAUGAUUUUCUUCCCUUGCAUCCUCUUCAGUCAGAACUAACAUGAUACUCGUGUUGACUCUCUAUCAUAACAAAUGAGGAAUCUUCUGAGAAGCUUUUAUAGUGUCUAUGGUUGAGUGAUUUGAAAGCUAAUUGAAAAUAUGUUUUAUUCUAUGUAAUGUGCCUUUAAAGAAGUGCAGUUUGCCUUCCUAUGUAUGAACAGUUAAGACAAUCUGUUAUAUGCAUUUGUAUGACAUUGUAGUCAAAUGUUACCUUGCCAUCCAGUGUUUUGGAUGAAAAGUGCCUCUAGACCAAAAGUAGUUAUGACUGAGUUUCUAGAGUUUUGACUGUUGAUGCAUAUUGUGUCAAAUGUGAAAUAUUUUAAUGCUUUUCCCAAAAAUAAGUUCUCAUGCAAUAACGAAUCAUAAAAUAUAUAUAUAUA